Molecule: messenger RNA, 687 nt
Organism: Acanthosepion pharaonis
Lineage: Eukaryota; Metazoa; Mollusca; Cephalopoda; Sepiida; Sepiidae
Source: the annotation of a GenBank genome assembly
AUGUUUUAUCUAUCUCUAUCUCUCUCUCUCUCUCUCUCUCUCUCUCUCUAUCUAUCUAUCUAUCUAUCUAUCUUGGCCUCUUCAUGUCUCUCUCCUGGACUCUUCAUAUCUAUCUAUCUAUCUAUCUCAAUUUUUAUUGCUGGUAAUAUUUUUUAUCUAUCUAUCUAUCUAUCUAUCUAUCUAUUUAUCUAUCUAUCUAUCUAUCUAUCUAUCUUGGCCUCUUCAUGUCUCUCUCCUGGACUCUUCAUAUCUAUCUAUCUCAGUAUAUAUUGGUUUGGUUUCGAAAAAUUAAUUACAAACGAUUUUCAUAACUAUCUUAUACCUUUUAUUUCUUUAUCUCUAUGUCUCUCUUUCUCUCCUUCUCUAUCUAUCUAUCUAUCUAUCUAUCUAUCUAUCUAUCUAUCUGUCUCGGCCUAUUCGUAUCUAUCUAGAUCUUUUCGACAGUUGGUACUGGACAUUUGCGUCCCGGACGACUGCGUUCCUGAACAUUUGCGCGUCCGGGACGACUGCGUUCCUGAACAUUUGCGUCAGGACGACUGCGUUCCUGAACAUUUGCGUCCGGGACGACUGCGUUCUGGAACAUUUGCGUCUCGGACGACUGCGUUCCUGAACAUUUGCAUCCCUAGACAAAUGCGUACCUCUGAUCAUUUUUGGGAAGCAUUUAAAGGCAAUUACCAUAAAUUUUGA